Pollicipes pollicipes is the source of this 4064-nucleotide messenger RNA. RefSeq names its product small G protein signaling modulator 1. NCBI's taxonomy places the organism in Eukaryota, Metazoa, Arthropoda, Thecostraca, Pollicipedomorpha, Pollicipedidae. Gene Ontology annotation, biological process: activation of GTPase activity. Gene Ontology annotation, molecular function: GTPase activator activity. The coding region runs from base 67 to 3168 and encodes 1033 amino acids. The transcript has a single exon. The record is from RefSeq and is a predicted model, not a curated record.
GCGCCGCGACGCCAUGACGUGCUGACGCCAGGCUGCGCGCGUGUGACGCUCGCUGCGGCCGCCGCCAUGGGCCCCGACGACGCCGGUCACGAGCAGAAGACGCGCCUGAUCGGCGCCGUCAAGAAGGAGGUCAAACAGCUGAUGGAGGAGGCCGUGACGCGUAAGUUCAUCCAUGAGGACUCGGCGUCGAUCACGGCACUGUGCGCGUCCGUGGACGUGUGCCUGUCGCACGGGCUGCGGCGCCGCGCGCUCGGCCUCUUCAAGACCAACUCGACGACAGCGCUGCUGCACAAGAUCGGCCGCAGCUGCGAGGCGGCGGCGCUCAUCUCGCGGCGCCUCCAACAGAUGGAGAGCGCCGAGCCGGGCCGGCGCAGCUCCAGCAGCGGCGAUUCAAGCUCCAAGAUCAACACCAGGCCGCCGGCGCUUCUCAAGCGCACGGCCAGCCAGACGACCACGCGCUACCUCUGGCUGCGACAGGCGCUCUUCGAGAAACAGCUGGCCAACAUUAUCAACUUCCUGGUGCAGAACAGCAACCAGUACUACGAGCGCGACGCGCUCAUCGCCGACCCCGACUUUGGCACGAUAUUGGGCUCGCUGCUGGUCGGACCGUGCGCGCUCGAGUACACGCGCAUGAAGACGCUCGAUCACUUCUGGUCGGACCCGCCGGCCGACGAGCUGGUGCAGCGGGCGCGCAUCUCCACGGCGCCGUACAGCACGCCCAGCACGCCGCCCAGCAGCCGGCGGCCGGGCCUACACUUCAGCAACAGCCGCGCCCGUCCGCUCAGCGUCGACGGCCUGAACGUGUGCGCGCGCGACUAUGUCGAGUCGCUACACCAGAACAACAAGGCGACGCUGCUGUACGGCAAGAAUAACGUGCUGGUGCAGCCGCCGCAGCAGACCGAGCCGCUGCCCGGCUACCUGUCGCUGCACCAGCUGCCUGACAGCCUCAUCAUCAAGUGGACGCCCAACCAGCUGAUGAACGGCUGCCAUCAUGAGUCGGACAGUCCCAGCGAGAAGAGCACGUUCUGGGAGCACGCGCUGCAGGUGCGCGUCGACGAGAUCGUCUACCUGCACUGUCACCAGCAGGCGGACACGGGCGGCACGGUGGUGCUGGUGGCACAUGACGGCGUGCAGCACCCGCCGGUGCUGUUCCCGCGCGGCGGCCACCUGCUAGCGUUCCUCUCCUGCCUGGAGACGGGCCUGCUGCCGCACGGCCAGCUGGACCCGCCGCUCUGGUCGCAGCGCGGCCGUGGCAAGGUGUUCCCGCGGCUUCGGCGGCGCGGCCGCGGCCGGCUCACCGACAGCCCGCCAGCCAUCAGCGAGGACGAGGCCGAGGCGGCCGACUACGUGUUCCGCGUCCUCUACUCGCAGCGGCCGCCGGCCGGCGUCAACAGCCAGGAGCUCAUGUACCCCAACCACAGCCGCUCGGGACCGCUCUCGUGGCGCGGCAGCAAGACCAAGCUCUCGUCAUCCACCAUGUCCACGUCGUCAACAUCGUCGGCCAAGAGCCUCUCCAUCUCAGAGACGGAUACGCCGGCGGCCAACGACGUGUUCCCGGAGCGGCGCGGCGAGGAGCCGGAGCCACCGUCGGCGGCGAAAACCACCGACGGCCAGGUGUCGCCUAGCAUCCAGCUGGUGUGCGACACGAUGCGCCGCCAGAUCCUGACGCGCGCCUUCUACGGCUGGAUGGCGCACUGUCGCCACCUGCGCACUGUGCGCACGCACCUGGCCGGCCUCGUCAGCCCCAACAUGGUGUCGGCGCGCCGGCCGACCGACGCGUCGGCCGGCCUCACGGGCGCGCUCUGGGACGCCUGGGGCGCAGACGGCUCGUGGCAUCAGCCGGACGAAAUCUUCCGGCACGUCUACUACGGCGGCGUGGAUCCGAGCCGCCGCCGACACAUCUGGCCUUUCCUGCUCGGUCACUACGCGUUCGACUCGACGCCGGCGGCGCGCGCCGAGCAGGAUGCGGCGCUGCGCCGGAGUUACGAGAACACCAUGUCCGAGUGGCUGGCCGUGGAGGCGAUCGUGCGACAGCGCGACCGCGAGCUGGCGGCCACCAACAUGGCGCGCUGCUCGCAGAACAGUGUGGCCGCCGAGCCGCCGCUGGACAAGCCCGACCAAGAGCUGGAGACCGACCAGGAAGGCACACAGGAGCCGGAAGCCGACCAGGAGGGCACGCAGGAGCCGGAGACCGACCAGGAGGGAGGACAGGAGCUGGAGGCCGACCUGGAGGACCCACCGGAGUCAGAGCCCCACCAGGCGGGCGACCAGGAGUGGGAGCCGGAGUCCGAGCAGGACAGUAGCCGGCAGAGGGAGCCGAACGGACUGCGCCGCGGCUCGUCGUCGGACGCCGAGCCGCUGCCACCGUCCAUCACCGAGCCGGAGGCGCCGCCGCCGGACGCCGAUGGCGAGCGGCUGCGCGUGGACGAGGCCGCCGAGCCGGGCGCCGGCUCCAACUGCACGUCGCCGGUCAGCAGCAACGGCGGCGUCUACGCCAACGAGCUGCUGGAGAACUUCGGUCUGAAUCUGCACCGCAUCGAGAAGGACGUGCAGCGCUGCGACCGCAACUACUGGUUCUUCACGGCUGACAACCUGGAGAAGCUGCGCAACAUCAUGUGCACGUACGUGUGGGAGCGGCUUGACACCGGCUACAUGCAGGGUAUGUGUGACCUGGUGGCGCCGCUGCUGGUGGUGCUGGAGGACGAGCCCCUGGCCUACAGCUGCUUCUGCCAGCUGAUGCAGCGCAUGAGCGCCAACUUCCCGCAGGGAGGCGCCAUGGACCAGCACCUAGCCAACAUGCGGUCACUCAUCCAGGUGAUGGACAGUGAAAUGUUCGAGCUGAUGCACCAGAACGGCGACUACACGCAUUUCUACUUUUGCUAUCGCUGGUUCCUGCUCGACUUCAAACGCGAGCUGGUGUACGACGAUGUAUUCGCGGCGUGGGAAACCAUCUGGGCGGCCGGCCACCUCGUCUCUCCGCACUUUGUGCUCUUCAUCGCGCUAGCGCUGGUCGAAUACUACCGGGACAUUAUCCUCGACAACAACAUGGACUUCACCGACAUCAUCAAGUUCUUCAACGAGAUGGCCGAGCGGCACGACGCCAAAGCCGUGCUCGGGAUGGCCCGUGAUCUGGUCACGCAGCUGCAGACGCUCAUCGAGAACAAGUAAGCACGCUCGGUCGCGCCCGACCGACCGGUGCCCGGGUGAGGGCGGCGCCCGCUCGGGUCGCCCAUAUCAGCCGCAGCAGGGAGCGGUCGUGCCCUGUCCGCCCCGCCCACGCCAGCUGUUCGUCCGGCGGCAGGGAGGCGCCCGCUGCCGUCCGAUCCGCUCGCUGGUGACCCACUAGUGACGACUGUACACGCCACUGACACGACACGGCCGAGACGACCGACUGCGCGAUGGACUUAUCCCGCUUUUGUUGCCGAGGUGCGCGGUUGCGGCACGCACGUGACGCCAGCCAUCCGCGCGAGCUCGGCGUUUGGGGCAGACCGCGGGCGAACACCACAUUUACUCUGUCAGUGGCAGUGAAUGCUGGGCGAGUUGAGUGGCCUCAGCCGUCUAUGUGCGUGGCGCUACGGUGCCACCGGUACUGGCGAACCGAUUGAGUGGCAGGUUUUUUACCCUAAUUAUUCUUACAAACUCGCAUCUUUCCGAACUUUUAUAUGCACUCCCUCAUGACUGACUAUUCUGGCCUGCCUUCCGGCGCGCAGGUCACUGACUUGUUGCAUCGUGUCGCUACGGGAAUGGCUCUGCGGGCAGGUCGUGUCAGUGUUGGUCGUAGCGCGCGCGCUGUGCCGAAGGUUUGUUACGUCGCCCUGUGAUGCUGUCCAGAGAGCCACCCUCGGCCGCGGCGUCCCGCUUCCGGCGCGCCGAUACUUACUCUGCCCAGCUUCGCGCGGGAUGGAUGUGACCAGAGUGUUGCUGUCCCGUCACGUGGUGUACCUUAGGCGGCCCGAGAAUGGCGCCGCUGAAUAAACAACCGAGAGACUUAUAAAGCACCCAGAGAUUUAGACGCGUUCGGUCGGCCGCAGCCGAGAUGACGACUGGAACACGCCGGUACGCCG